This is a messenger RNA of Neodiprion fabricii, 2606 nucleotides long. Its product is annotated as G-protein coupled receptor Mth2-like. The transcript is spliced from 7 exons. Gene Ontology annotation, cellular component: membrane. Gene Ontology annotation, molecular function: G protein-coupled receptor activity. The coding region runs from base 723 to 2084 and encodes 453 amino acids. Lineage: Eukaryota; Metazoa; Arthropoda; Insecta; Hymenoptera; Diprionidae. Gene Ontology annotation, biological process: cell surface receptor signaling pathway; G protein-coupled receptor signaling pathway. The record is from RefSeq and is a predicted model, not a curated record.
UCCCAGUUCGGUUCGAGACGCCGGCCGAAAACGAUCGACGCUUAAGCAUCGGAGCUGCUGCGAAACUGUAACAAGCAGCGAUCAAUUCGCCGAAAUAACUGUAUCUUGAAGAUUUUAUUCUACGUUAUCGUCGUCGUUGUCGAAUAAGCAUAUUUCGUUAGCGGUGGACGACGGCGGUGUUUGUUUGUUUUUUUUUUUUUUUUUUGUUUUAUUUAUUUUUCUCUCUCUUUUCGUCCGUCCAAUCGGCGUACAAGAUUCUUUCAUUCGUGAAAGCGCGCAAGCGCGCGCUGAGAUCCGGUAACCGGAAAUAAGUCAGAAUAAUCGACGGAGGAAUUUGGAUAAAUAAGAGAAUGGUGCAACCGCGGGAUAAGAAUUAUCGAGUAUUGGAAUAUCGAGUAGGGUAAAUAUAUAUAAUAAAGCCGAAAGAAGAGUAAGAGGAGUAAUAAAAAAAAAAAAUUUUCCAAUAACAAGAAAAAAACAGCCGGAAAUCGGUCGUUUCGAAUCUCAGUUUUCCCGCGUAAUAUAAUGAUUAUCGAUUUUUUUUUUUUUUUUUAAUGACAAUAUAAUUAUUCCGAAUUGUGAUAACGCGAGGAAAACAUAGUUCUUCGGAAAAUAAAGAUCGUCGAUUGUGCUUGUGGUGAAAUUAUAUCGGUUUCAGUUUGUUUGUUUUUUUUGUCAGUGAAGAAAAAAAAAUAAGAUACCUUUAAUUAAAAGCAGUGAAAAUGUUUCGACUGUGGUUCGUCAUCCUAGCCUGCAGUUUCUGCUUUGAAAUAUCAGUUUCAUCGGCUAAGGAGCCGGUGAUCAUAUCUUUCAACCUGACGACUUUUGGCGGUGACAUCGAGAGGAUUAAAUCUCUGCACAACACCAGCUGGCCCCUUGUUGGAAAGUGCUGCCCGGUUGGUCAAUUGUAUCGUUUUAACGAUGAUGAUAAUCCGGGUGAAAAUCGAUGCGAAGACCCGCGACCGAACGAGAAAAACGAGUACUCACCGUUCUUCAGCGACUUCAAUCAUUCCGGACUGUUGGUUCCAGGAUUGAAUCAACCCCAAUUCGUCGCGGUCAUCGGAAUACCUUGCCGAUAUGGAAAGUACAUAAUGGAUCCGUUGACAAUAGCGGAGGACGAGUAUCACCUCAUGAUGAACGGGAGCGUUUUCACGCCGCUGAAUAACGUGCGGAUGCUUCAACCUGGUCAAGACUACUGCAUGGAGGUCGUGUCCGAUGGAAGAUUGGUCGUCAUGGGCUGCUACCAGCCAGAACUUAAAGUAGUUACAGCGGACACGCGGCUCGCUAUGUACGCAAUCGGUCUCCUGAUUUCGGUGCCAUUUCUCCUGGCGACGAUCAUCUCGUACGUGAUAACGCGGCAGAUCUGCGACGUACAUGGCAUGAAUCUAUGCUGCUACUCCGGAUGUCUUGCGGUGGCUUUUCUCACCCUGGCGUUACUACAGCUUGGUGGACAGUCGUUCGAUCAGAACGCUUGCGUAUCGGCAGCGUUCGUCAUACAGUUCUCCUUCAUUGCCUCCUCCUUUUGGCUCAACGCUAUGACCGUCGAAAGUUGGCGUCUUAUUCGAGGGUACAAAGCAGGCUCCCCUCCUCUCACUAGUGAGCGUAGCCCUCCACUCUACAGAGUAUUCUUCUUCUACUCAAUUUGGGGAUGGGGACUUUCCGCCGUUCUCAUCGUUGUCUCCUUGGCUCUGGGUCUCAAUCCGACGAUACCGUGGACCUACGUCAAAAGAUCCGGAAACGAGCAGCCGAGCUGCUGGUUUGGUUUAGACACGUACUCGCUUCCGUAUUUCUACGUACCGGUUGGCAUCCUGGUGUUCUUGAACACGACGCUCUUCUGUGAAUAUCAACGAAACAGAACGGAUAAAAAUCGAUUCAAGGCGCCGAUGGAAACAAGAAAGCGUGAUAAUGAGAAAAAAUUUGUAACUUGUAAAUCGUCUUUUCCGUUUGGAAUCCCCCUCUACCACUCUUAUGUUAUUCUUUUUCAUCACUUUAUAACUUUUUUUUUUUGCUUUUUUUUUUUUUACCUCACACCCGUAAUUUUACAUCCACCAUUCUAUUCUAUAAUAUUUAAUAAAAAUAGAUAAAGCGUUCGCCAUUGACGUGAAAAAUCUUCUUAAACUUUCGCGAUAUGAUCAAACUUAUAUUAAAUGAUUAAAAAAUAAUCAUUAUCUUCAAUAUCACCAGCAAGAAUAUAAGUGUAUUAAACUAUACAGUUUGUCUUUACCGUUAAUUGCAUAAUUAAUUGAUUAACGUUUGUUUUCCCAUUUUGGAUAAAGAGAAGUAUUUACAUACAUACAUGCGUAGGUGUCUAAAACUAACAAUAAGCAAUUGUUCGUUUCAAUUUGUUUACCAUUCUACUUUUAUUAUUAGUAAGGCAAUAAUCAUAAAAGUUGUAGCGAUAACCGAUCAAUAUCUAUUACUUAUCUGUACAGACAAAAAAAAUAUACAACAAGUACGAUCCUAGUAUAUACCUGCCGAUGAUCCUCGUGCAGUGCAUCAGCAAUACGUACAAGGAAAAAAAAAAUAGGCAAGAUUAGAUAGUACAAUCUUUUUGUGUGACGCACCUGCCGAGAAGUAGUUAUGCCGAUAGGUAUAUAGUAGAUACA